This is a messenger RNA of Gadus macrocephalus (Pacific cod), 4913 nucleotides long. RefSeq names its product collagen, type I, alpha 1b (gene col1a1b). The transcript has 51 exons. The coding region runs from base 141 to 4502 and encodes 1453 amino acids. NCBI's taxonomy places the organism in Eukaryota, Metazoa, Chordata, Actinopteri, Gadiformes, Gadidae. Gene Ontology annotation, molecular function: protein binding; extracellular matrix structural constituent. The record is from RefSeq and is a predicted model, not a curated record.
CAUUUGUUUAGGCAGUAGGGAGUUUCUGCUAGGGUCUGGAUUGGAGUUACACAGACCGGACUGGAAUUUGUAUGAGUGGCGUCUGAGGAAAAAACAGGAUUCCCCUUGCCUCAAAGAGUCUACAUGUCUAAUAUUUAGACAUGUUCAGCUUUGUGGAUAUUCGGUUAGCGCUGUUGCUCAGCGCAACAGUGCUUUUGGUCAGAGGUCAGGACGAGGGUGAAGGCCCACUGGGUAGCUGCCGAACAGACGGGCAGCUGUACAACGACAAGGAUGUGUGGAAGCCAGAGCCAUGCCGGAUCUGCGUGUGUGACAACGGAGCACCCCUGUGCGACGAAGUGAUCUGCGAGGAUUCGUCUGACUGCGACGACCCAAUCAUUCCCGACGGAGAGUGCUGCCCUAUCUGCCCCGACGUCGAUGGUGUCCAGGUGCCCAGAGGCAACGACUACGAGGAAUCACUCCCUGGAGAGGCCGGAGACAGGGGUUCCCCUGGUGCCCCCGGUAACGAUGGCAGGCCCGGUGUGGACGGCCCUGCUGGCCCCCCCGGCCCUCCCGGACCCCCUGGCCUUGGCGGAAACCUCUCUCCUCAAAUGAGCUACACUGACCACUCCAAAUCCAGCGGAGGUAGCCCGGCCCCUGGCCCCAUGGGUCCUAUGGGUAGCCGUGGUUCCCCCGGCUCUGCCGGAUCUAGCGGUCCUCAGGGUUUCACUGGACCCGCAGGCGAGCCUGGAGAGCCCGGUGCAUCUGGCCCCAUGGGAUCCCGUGGAACCGCUGGACCCCCUGGCAAGAAUGGAGAUGAUGGUGAGCCCGGCAAGCCUGGUCGCCCAGGUGAGCGUGGACCCGCCGGCCCCCAGGGAUCCCGUGGACACCCCGGAACUCCCGGACUUCCCGGCAUCAAGGGACACAGAGGAUUCAGCGGUCUGGAUGGAGCUAAGGGAGACGCCGGACCCGCUGGGCCCAAGGGAGAGGGCGGAGCCUCUGGCGAGAACGGCAUCCCCGGCGCCAUGGGAGCUCGUGGUCUUCCCGGUGAGAGAGGUCGCCCUGGAUCCGCUGGCCCAUCUGGUGCUCGCGGUAACGAUGGCAACGGCGGACCCUCCGGACCUCCUGGCCCCACCGGAUCUGCUGGCCCACCUGGCUUCCCCGGCGGUGCUGGAAUCAAGGGAGAGUCUGGCCCCCAGGGCGGACGCGGUAACGAGGGACCCCAGGGAGCCCGUGGUGAGGCUGGUAACCCCGGCCCCGCUGGAGCCGCCGGAGUCGCUGGAAACCCCGGUAGCGAUGGUUCACCUGGUGCCAAGGGAAAUGUUGGUCCCAGUGGUAUCGCUGGUGCCCCCGGCUUCCCCGGAGGCCGUGGACCCGCUGGAGCUCAGGGAGGUCUCGGUGCACCCGGACCCAAGGGAAACAAUGGUGAGACCGGAGCCCCCGGACCCAAGGGAGAGCCAGGUGUGAAGGGAGAGACCGGACCCGCCGGAGUGCAGGGACUCGCCGGACCCAACGGCGAGGAGGGAAAGAGAGGAGGCCGUGGUGAGCCAGGCGGCGGCGGACCCCGUGGACCCCCCGGCGAGCGUGGAUCCCCCGGAUCUCGCGGUUUACCCGGAACUGAUGGAGGCGCUGGCGGCAAGGGAGCCCCUGGUGAGCGUGGAUCCAACGGACCCCUGGGACCCCAAGGAGCAACUGGAGAGUCUGGCCGCCCCGGUGAGCCCGGUGUGACCGGAUCCAAGGGAGUGACUGGUAGCCCAGGCAGCCCUGGACCCGACGGCAAAACUGGACCCUCUGGUGCCCCCGGACAAGAUGGUCGCUCUGGCGGAGCCGGACCCGCUGGGUCCAGAGGUCAGCCCGGAGUCAUGGGAUUCCCCGGAACUAAGGGAACCACAGGCGAGUCUGGCAAGCCUGGUGAGCGUGGAGCCGCUGGAAACACCGGCGCUGUUGGUGCCCCCGGCAAAGACGGAGAUGUUGGAGCACCCGGACCCUCUGGCCCAGCUGGAGGUGCAGGAGAGAAGGGAGAGGGCGGCCCCGGCGGAUCCCCUGGCUUCCAGGGACUCCCCGGACUCCAAGGAGCUACUGGUGAGACUGGCAAGCCUGGUGAGCAGGGUGCCCCCGGUGAGGUUGGACCUUUCGGUUCAUCUGGAUCCAGAGGUGAUCGUGGUGUCCCCGGUGAGCGUGGAUCCAACGGCCCCACUGGACAGACUGGCCUCCGUGGUUCCCCCGGGCCCUCAGGCAACGAUGGAGCUAAGGGAGAGACUGGUGCCGGUGGCGCCCCCGGUGGCAACGGAUCCCCAGGAAUGCAGGGAAUGCCCGGUGAGCGCGGUUCCUCAGGCCUGUCCGGAGCCAAGGGAGAGAGAGGAGACGGCGGAGCCAAGGGAGGAGAGGGCGGAGCCGGAAAGGACGGCGGUCGCGGCAUGUCUGGAGCUAUCGGACCCCCAGGACCCCCCGGUGGUCAGGGAGAGAAGGGUGAAGGCGGUGCCGUAGGACCCGCUGGAUCAACCGGAGGACGCGGUUCCCCUGGCGAGCGUGGAGAGUCUGGUCCAUCUGGACCCGCUGGAUUCGCCGGACCCCCUGGUAACAACGGUCAGCCUGGAGCCAAGGGAGAGUCUGGAGAGGCCGGACCCAAGGGAGACGCUGGUGCACCCGGCUCUUCCGGACCCAUCGGUUCUGCCGGACCUCAGGGACCCGCUGGACCCGCAGGACCUAAAGGAACUCGCGGUGGCCUUGGAUCUCCUGGUGCUACUGGCUUCCCCGGAGCCGCUGGAAGAAUGGGACCCCCCGGCCCCUCUGGAGCAUCUGGACUCCCCGGAGCCACCGGGCCAUCAGGAAAGGAAGGGCAGAAGGGAGGUCGCGGUGAGACCGGCCCCGCCGGUCGCCCCGGUGAGGUUGGAGGAGUCGGAACCGUCGGACCCGCCGGAGAGAAGGGAUCCCAAGGCUCUGAUGGCCCCGCUGGUGCCCCAGGAAUUCCCGGACCCCAGGGUAUCGGUGGACAGCGUGGUAUCCUCGGUCUGUCCGGACAACGUGGAGAGCGUGGAUUCCCCGGCAUUCCCGGCCCCGGAGGUGAGCCCGGUAAGCAGGGAUCCUCAGGACCCUUCGGCGAGCGCGGACCCCCCGGCCCCAUGGGACCCCCCGGCGCAUCUGGUGCCAACGGAGAGGCUGGUCGCGAGGGAUCUACCGGACACGAUGGUGCCACCGGUCGCGAUGGACCCGCUGGAGCCAAGGGAGACCGUGGUGAGUCUGGUAACGCCGGACAGCCUGGUGCCCCCGGAGCCCCUGGCGCCCCCGGAGCCUUCGGACCCUCUGGAAAGAACGGAGACCGUGGAGAGGGCGGCCCCGCCGGUCCCUCAGGCCCGUCUGGCCCCGCUGGUGCCCGUGGUGCUGCUGGCGCUGCUGGCGGCCGCGGAGACAAGGGAGAGUCCGGAGAGGCAGGAGACAGAGGACACAAGGGACACAGAGGAUUAAACGGAAUGCAGGGAAUGCCCGGCACCUCCGGAGUCCACGGAGAGCAAGGACCCGCCGGUGUGAACGGACCCGCUGGACCCCGAGGACCCUCUGGAUCCAACGGUGUCCCCGGCAAGGACGGCAUGAACGGACUCCCCGGCCCCAUCGGACCCCCCGGACCCCGCGGUCGCAACGGAGAGAUGGGACCCGCUGGUGCCCCCGGUCUCCCAGGAGCCCCCGGACCCGCCGGAGCCCCUGGCGGCGGAUGGGUCUUCCCAGCCCAGCCCCUGCAGGAGAAGGCUCCCGAUCCCUACCGCGGCGGCGGCGGCCACUACCGCGCCGACGACCCCAACCUGAUGAACGACCGCGACAACGAGGUCGACGCCACCCUCAAGACCCUGACCCAGACCGUCGAGAACAUCCGCGACCCCGAGGGCAGCCAGAAGAGCCCCGCCCGCAUGUGCCGCGACCUGAGGAUGUGCCACCCCGAGUGGAAGAGCGGCAUGUACUGGGUGGACCCCAACCAGGGCUCCGCUCUCGACGCCAUCAAGGUUCACUGCAACAUGGAGACCGGCGCGACCUGCAUCGCCCCCGCCAAGUCCGUGGUGCCCAUGAAGAACUGGUACCUGAGCAAGAACAUCAAGGAGAAGAAGCCCGUGUGGUUCAGCGAGUCCAUGACUGGUGGAUUCCAGUUCCAGUAUGGCUCCGAGGGCUCUGACCAGGAGGAUGUCAACAUCCAGAUGACCUUCAUGCGCCUGAUGUCCAACCAGGCCAGCCAGAACGUCACCUACCACUGCAAGAACAGCGUGGCCUACAUGGACGACAACACCGGCAACCUGAAGAAGGCACUGCUGCUGCAGGGCUCCAACGACGUGGAGAUCAGAGCCGAGGGAAACAGCCGAUUCACAUACACCGUCAGCGAGGAUGGCUGCACGUCACACACUGGCUCAUGGGGCAAGGCAGUCAUCGACUACAAGACAUCGAAAACCUCCCGCCUGCCAAUCAUUGACAUUGCUCCUAUGGAUGUUGGCGCUGCUGAUCAGGAAUUCGGCGUGGAAGUUGGCCCCGUUUGCUUCUUGUAAAAAAAAAAAUCAAAGAAAUAUGGACAUGAAAUUGUUGUUUUUUUUCUAGCGGUCAUCUCUAAACCUUUUUUUCUAUGCAUUCAAAACUCAUUCGGCUGCCAUUGGUCAAAAAACUACUAGACUGAAGACUUUUUUUUCCAAACACAAGAAGCAUUUUUUUGAUGUAGGGCUGCAUCAACCGAAACCGACUACAAGGACACUUUAAAAGAAUCUUUUCCUCUGGCAACAAGAAAAUAAUAUAUACUUGUGUAAAAUUUCCCCCCGGAGUUUGAAAAACAAACCAAGCAAACAAAAAAGUUCCACAUGAUGAACCACAGGUGACUUUUGCCAAUUUUUUACCACUGCAGAAGGACAUUGAAGACAACAAAUGAUGUGUACCAUUUUCUGGUGUUAAAUAAAUUGUAAAAAGUG